Ruditapes philippinarum (Manila clam) is the source of this 1702-nucleotide messenger RNA. RefSeq lists its product as uncharacterized. The record is from RefSeq and is a predicted model, not a curated record. Gene Ontology annotation, molecular function: enzyme regulator activity; calcium ion binding. NCBI's taxonomy places the organism in Eukaryota, Metazoa, Mollusca, Bivalvia, Venerida, Veneridae. The transcript is spliced from 16 exons.
UAGUUCCCAAUAAAACAAUGUACUUGAUAUCGCUAUUAUCAAUUGAUACAUCUAAAGUUUUAUACUAUACUAUAAUAUGUUAUACAGUUUUUGAACAAUGUAAAGAUAAAAAUAUGAAUUGAAGACUUCAUUUGACGGAUUUCUUACACAAGGUGUUUUAUGAAACAGGAAUUUAACUCAAUAUGGCUGAGCAGAUGACAGAGGAUCAGAUUGCCGAAUUCAAAGAGGCAUUUAGUUUGUUUGACAAGAAUGGUGAUGGCACGAUCUCCUCCAAGGAACUUGGAAUAGUAAUGAGAGCCUUGGGUCAGAAUCCCACGGAGGCGGAGCUUACCGAUAUGAUUAAUGAAGUAGACGCCGACGGAAAUGGUACAGUAGAUUUCCCAGAAUUCCUUACAAUGAUGUCCCGGAAGUUGAAAGACAUUGAAAGCGAGGACGAAUUACAAGAAGCUUUUAAGAUAUUUGAUAAGGACGGUAAUGGACUUAUAAGUGCCUCGGAACUUCGUCACGUGAUGACAAAUCUCGGAGAAAAGCUGAGUGACGAGGAAGUAGACGAGAUGAUACGAGAAGCUGACUUAGACGGAGACGGUCAAGUUAAUUAUGGAGAAUUUGUUCAGAUGAUGACUAGCAAAUAAAGAGGACUUGUUUCAUUUCAAAUUGUAAGUAGAAGUUGUUUUCCGAUGUUUUAUGAGAAUUAUUAUCAUCAUCUGAAAAACAUAAGUAAAAUGCCGAGAAGGGUAGCAAAAGUGCGAACAAAAUGGGUUAAUCCGUACAAAAUACCGAAAUGGGCAAAAAUGGCAGAAUCAUUAAGUGAAGAGCAGUUAAAUGAAUUUCGGGAAGCGUUCAGUUUGUUUGACAAAGAUGGAGAUGGAAAUAUUACCGCAGAUGAAUUAGGAACAGUGAUGCGGUCAUUGGGACUAAGGCCAACUGAUGAGGAACUUCGAAAAAUGAUGGCCGAACUAGACGUUGACAAGAGUGGAACGAUAGAUUUCCAGGAGUUUCUUACGAUGAUGGCAAAUAGGCUCAAAGAAAAUGAAGAGGACGGUGACAUCAAAGAAGCAUUUAGGGUCUUGGACAAACAGAAGCAUGGUGCAAUAGGAGCAGACGACUUGAAAAGUGUUAUGAGUAAACUGGGAGAAAACUUGACAGACGAGGAAGUCGCUGAAAUGAUUAAGGAGGCCGAUAUUGAUGGCGACGGACAGAUCAGUUUCGAAGAGUUUGUGCAGAUGAUGCAAAAUGCUGACUCACUGAGCGAAGAACAGAUUCACGAGUUUCGGGAAGCGUUUAGUUUAUUUGAUAAAGAUGGAGAUGGCACCAUAACAACGAAAGAGUUGGGCGUGGUCAUGAAGUCCCUUGGGCAAAGACCAACAGAGAAUGAGCUCAAAGACAUGAUUAACGAGGUUGAUUUAGAUGGAAAUGGUACAAUAGACUUCAAAGAAUUCCUGACGAUGAUGGCCAACAAGAUGAAGGAGGGGGACCAAGACGAGGAGCUGAGGGAGGCUUUUAGGGUGUUCGACAAGGAUGGAAAUGGGUCAAUAAGUGCAGCUGAACUGAAAUAUGUUAUGGCAAAUCUUGGAGAAAAACUCACUGAUGAUGAAGUAGAUGAGAUGAUUAAAGAAGCUGAUCUCGAUGGUGAUGGCCAAGUUAACUUUGAAGAAUUUGUAUAUAUGAUGCAGUCUAAUAAAUAACAGCAGUGAAUGACAGG